GACUACCAAAAACCCUUUAACCUUAACCUAAAAAAAUGUUACCUUGUUUUUAGUUUCCCUUUUUAAAUUUUAUUGAAAUGAGCAAACGUAAUGGAAAGUUUAAUGGGUUUAAAUCCGAAAGUGGAAAGAAACAAAAAAUGGACAAUGUUGAUGAUUUAUGGGGCGACGAUCUGGACAUUAAGGAUGUGGAAGAUUGCUUUAUGUUAGCCUCGCAAGUUUGUGAACAGCCCAACAUACCACGGACUCAAUUAAAUAAUGUAUCAAUUUUACCUUCGUAUGAAGGGUUUCAACAGAACAUCUUCACUUCUACACAAAUAAAUCACGAAAUGACGAUAAAUAAACCUUUAGCAGAUAAAUGCAGACCGAUAACAAAACAAAGUGGGAGUACAUCAACCACAUUGAAACGUACAGCCUCCUUCAGCCAAACUACAAAUAAAGAAAUUGACAUAGAUGUGAAAAUUAAGAAACUCGAAGAAGACUACGAGAGUAAAGCUGGAGAGGUUGGUAUAUUACGUAGCAAUUUGAGAGACGUUAAGGCUCAACAUGAAGCAGAACACAAGAAAAUACAAAAGGAGUGGAGUGAGAAAUUGUUCACCACAACGAAACAGUUACAAGGUGUCGAGAGCCAGUUGCAGUUCAAGAAUUUGGAGAUUGUAAAUUUGACUCAAAAAUUGAAAGAGGCGACUAAAAUCAAUAACGGCGAUGCUUCACACUCAAACACUGUUAGCAGUCCAUUUUUUAAACGCCACAGUCAUGUGCAACGAUCGGCGCCGUGUAAUGCGGGUCCUCCUGUACACACUGAAUUUAAGGUUCAUAAAUCUGUUGAAACACGUUACCCUUUAAACAGUAUCAUUGAUCUAAAUGUUUUUCGAGUCCCUGUUGCGGAAAUGUGUUUCAAAGAUAUAGAUUGCAUGUUUAUGUGUCCGACUGUGCAAAAUUACGUUGUCAAAUUGCAACCACCUGUUAAGGUAGCAGAAACUUGCAGAUUUGAUAACAUUUAUGAUUCCAUGAAAAAGUUAAAAGAAUGUAACCAAUUACAGUUGCUUCAAAAUAAAAUCGACAUUGACAAGCUUUGGGACGUUGCUGAGCAUUUGGUCAAAAAUGUUUUUGUGUUCCUACAAAGUCUAGGUAUUGAUACCAAAAUAGCUAAUGAUGAGUAUGUGUUAAACUUGCAGAGGCUUUUGGAAGAUGAUACAUGUAAUUUAGAUGAAAGAAAACCAUCGGAAGAUGAAAUGGGAAUAUACACAGCACAAACUAUUAGAUGCAUAACGGAAAUUGUACCGUACAACACAACUGUAAAUGAACACAUCAGUCAUAAUGAUCCACUGCUGCAAAGUAUGGGCUCUUUUUAUUUCACAAAGAUAUUAACUUUGGUGACCCUAAUCAGAAAAUUAAAAUUGUUUCAUAAUUUUAAGGAAUUUUUAAAAGCGCUUAUAAAGUUUUUGGAUAAAAUCUGUACAAAUUUUACUAUACGUUCCCUAGAUUUUGGUAGUAGCAUCUUCGAUGUAACUAGAGAAAUUAUUUUAUGUGUUCCCAGCGGUGUUGUGAUGUCGCACUUCAUCGAAUAUUUAAGUAAUCUCGUUCUACAAAGUAAUUGUCUGACAAGGCUGUGUACAAAGUGUGAUGACAAAGAAUUAAAAAUCGAUCAAAAAACAUACAUCGUAGUUUACGAAAAAACUACCUGUAUUCUUCAUAUCCUGUUUAUGCUACUGGAUGAGAUGAUGAAAAGAAAUACAAAAUAUGAUGUAAAUGUCAUGCAGUUUAUUGCAAGUUGCCUGAGAUGUAACGGGGAAUGGUUCUCAAACAAGGAAAGUAAACGUUGCUUCUGUGUUUCGAAGGCAGUAAGGAUGUAUGUUGAUCUUAUGUACAAGACUGUACAAAGGGCGAAUGUUAGUUGCAGUGCGGGUGAUGCCGAUUACGAAUGUCUAAGGGGUAGUGUAGAUACCCUCAUCUUUUUAAGUGCCACGUUAUUCGAUGUGGUAGUUAAGUAUGCUGUGACUUUUUCUCGGUAUACAGUUAUUAUUGCGUCACUACUCCAUCUUCAAGACAGUUUGAAUUUAAGCGAGUUGGAAAUUCAGGUUUUGGAUAGUUUGGGAAAAAAUGAAGAGGUCCAAAAAGUUGACGAAGAAAAGUUCAAGAAUAUUUCCCCCUUGCUCGAACUGAAAUUGUAGCAUAGUGGGGAAUUUGUAUGUUUUUAGCUAAACAAUGAAGCAAGUGAUAGAUUGCAACUGGCAUAUUAUGCACAGAUUUUUAAAGUAACAGGACCAUAUUGUAAAUAUAAAUGUUGGUUUAUUAAAAAGAUUUGUUGAUAUAUUGGAGUUAUAAUAAACGAAUGUCGUAAAAAUUG
Molecule: messenger RNA, 2347 nt
Organism: Photinus pyralis (common eastern firefly)
Lineage: Eukaryota; Metazoa; Arthropoda; Insecta; Coleoptera; Lampyridae
Exons: 13
Coding region: 78-2171 (697 amino acids)
Biological process (GO): DNA damage checkpoint signaling; DNA repair
Source: RefSeq, a predicted model, not a curated record